Molecule: messenger RNA, 1150 nt
Organism: Corylus avellana
Lineage: Eukaryota; Viridiplantae; Streptophyta; Magnoliopsida; Fagales; Betulaceae
Product: peroxidase A2-like
Biological process (GO): hydrogen peroxide catabolic process; response to oxidative stress
Molecular function (GO): heme binding; peroxidase activity
Source: RefSeq, a predicted model, not a curated record
CUUAAUAUUGUUGAUAGCUAUAUAAAAGAAUAUUGCAGAAUGAUGUCUUCUUCUUCUUCUUCUUCUUCUUCUUAUCACUUUAUUGUGAUAGCUCUAUUAUUCUGUGCUUUUUUGCUUGGAGGAGGAUCUCUAUGCCAUGGCCAGCUGACAAAAACAUUUUAUAACGAAACAUGUCCAAACGUGUCGAGCAUCGUCCAUGGAGUUAUUGCAGAGGCGUUGCAGAGCGAUCCCCGGAUUGGCGCCAGCCUGAUCAGGCUUCAUUUCCAUGACUGCUUUGUCGAUGGUUGUGAUGGGUCAAUUUUGUUGAACAACAGCGACACUAUAGAAAGCGAGAAAGAGGCUGCCCCAAACAAUAACUCAGUGAGGGGUUUUGGUGUUGUCGAUGACAUAAAGACUGCGCUGGAAAACGCUUGUCCCGGCGUUGUUUCCUGCGCCGACAUCCUCGCCAUUGCAGCUGAAGAAUCAGUUUUAUUGGCAGGAGGUCCGUCGUGGGAAGUUUUACUUGGAAGAAGGGAUGGGACAACAGCAAACAGAACUGGUGCUAAUGUUGCCCUUCCAGGACCCUUCGAGACUCUGGACGUUCUAAAAUCCAAGUUCUUAGACGUCGGCCUGAACACCACUGAUUUGGUUGCUCUUUCCGGUGCUCACACAUUUGGACGCGCUCAGUGUGUGUCAUUCAGUGUUCGUCUAUACAAUUUUAAUGGCACUGGAAGUCCUGAUCCGACCUUGAACUCAACCUACUUACAAACUCUCCAAGGAAUAUGCCCGACGAACGGAACUGGAACUGAGCUAACCAAUUUGGACCUGACUACGCCAGAUGCUUUCGAUAGUUACUACUUCUCUAAUCUUCAAAGCAACAAGGGCCUUUUGCAGAGUGAUCAAGAGCUGUUCUCAACCAACAGGGCGGAUACUGUUAACAUUGUCAACUACUUUAGUGCUUACCAAUAUGCUUUUUUUGCCAGCUUUGUGGAAGCAAUGAUCAAAAUGGGGAAUAUAAGCGUGUUGACAGGGACAGAAGGAGAAAUUAGACAAAACUGCGCCUUAGUUAAUGCAAACACUUAUGGUUCAAAUGGUCUUUUACAUAGCUCUAUUUAAAUAUAGAGAGAUAAGACCAAGUAGUACUGCAAAUAAGCCAUUGAUGCAAGUUGUA